AUGUUCCUGAAAGCAUUGAUCAUUGGUUUGUUUGUCCGUACAACACAUUCAGUAACGUCUCGAUGCUUUUAUCUUCCAAAUAUUGCACUGAUUGGUGGUACUUACGAUGAAUUUAAUGCAAAUGAUAUUAAGCGAUGUUGCAUAGCAUGUGCUCGGGAUCAUUGCUGUCUUGGUUAUACAUACAGCAAAACAAGAAAGCGAUGUUAUUUGAAAUCAGCAGUGUCCAACUCCGAAAUCAAUUAUGAGACAAUUAGUGGUUUAAAGGCGAAUACUCACUCAGGACAAGGCUCAAUUUUGAAAAACGUGAAAAUAGAGGGUGGUGCGACAGCGGCAGUACUUUUUAGGAAGCCCGAAGAAUGUCAGCAGUAUUGUACAGCCUAUGGCAUAUAUUCGUGGAGUCCACCAACUCCAGGAGAAGACGGAGAAGGUCACUGUGUAUGCAUGACUCGUAUUCAAUCACUUCAGUAUUCAUAUGGAUCCCGUUCUGCCAUAUUUCCACCUGUUGCAUCAAUUAGCUGA
Brugia malayi is the source of this 519-nucleotide messenger RNA. RefSeq lists its product as uncharacterized. The record is from RefSeq and is a predicted model, not a curated record. Gene Ontology annotation, molecular function: protein binding. The transcript has 5 exons. Gene Ontology annotation, cellular component: extracellular region. Gene Ontology annotation, biological process: proteolysis. The coding region runs from base 1 to 519 and encodes 172 amino acids. NCBI's taxonomy places the organism in Eukaryota, Metazoa, Nematoda, Chromadorea, Rhabditida, Onchocercidae.